Clavispora lusitaniae ATCC 42720 is the source of this 2775-nucleotide messenger RNA. Its product is annotated as DNA helicase. Gene Ontology annotation, biological process: recombinational repair. The record is from RefSeq and is a predicted model, not a curated record. Gene Ontology annotation, molecular function: 3'-5' DNA helicase activity; ATP binding; DNA binding. Lineage: Eukaryota; Fungi; Ascomycota; Pichiomycetes; Serinales; Metschnikowiaceae. Gene Ontology annotation, cellular component: nucleus.
AUGACUCCGUCAUCCGAAAAGUUUCUGAAAAGGAAAGCACAGUCUACUAAACAAGCGCGACUACCAGAGCUGUUCUUCUCUGGAUCUGGUCUUUCUGACCAUGUUGGUUCAUCUGAUCCAGGAACGUCGAGUGUCCAUCCACCACUAGGAAUACUGAAUACCCAUUUUCAAUCUCAAAAUCGGAAUUGCUCUUCUGUCUCUCUGAUUCUAAGUGAGAAUCACUCCACCACUGCGCCUUCUGUGGACUCGCUAUUCUCGUCGCUCAAUCACGAGCAAAAGAUGGCCGCAGAGGCGUCUCCUGGUAUUCUACAAAUUGUGGCUGGUCCUGGCACCGGAAAAACCAAAGUACUUGUUUCACGUGUGGCACACCUUCUUCUACGCCAGCGUAUUCCGCCGCAGAAUAUUGUGGUGACAACUUUCACCAAAAAGGCCGCCGCCGAGUUGGUUGAGCGGCUUAGAGUCCUUGGACCGCAGGUGGACGUGGACAAAAUCCUUGUCGGAACGUUCCACAGCAUUUGUUUUAGGCUAGUACGGCGCUUCGGGGCAAAAAUUGGUCUUCCUCGCGUGAGUGUGGCCGAUGAAAAGGAUGCGGUUCAGUUAGUGGCUCAGGCUUUGGAAAAAGUCGAUGUUAGCGCAUAUCCCGACGACGAAACGGCUCCUUUCAAAGCAAGGUCUGGUAUCGACUCCAAAAAGGUCCGCCGCCAUCUCUCCCGCCUAAAAGCAAGUCUGGCGGAGAUGAGCCGGAGUCCUGCCGAUGGCAAACGUUUCAUCUCUCGUGUGCUGUCCCUCUACCAAGAAUUACUUACGGCAAGCCAUCUUAUAGACUUUGACGAUUGUCUCAUCCUUGCUCUCCGUCUACUAAGAGAUCAUCACAUUCUACCCCAUGUUGAGCAUACUUUAGUGGACGAGUUUCAGGAUUGCUCUGCAGUUCAACUCGAGCUCAUGUACGCAUUUUCUCAAGGCCGCAGCGUGACAGUGGUAGGCGAUCCUGAUCAGAGCAUCUACGCUUUUCGAGCUGCCCAAAGCGGAACUUUCGGCGACAUGCGCCGCCACUACGAAGAAUUGGGCUGUACAUACCAGGUAGUUCGUCUUACAGAGAACUAUCGGUCGACUGCAGCGAUUCUCGCUCUCUCGGAACGGGUGAUGCGACAACAGAUGGGACGAGAGGAAAAAACCCUUCGGGCACAGCACACUGCUAGCAUUUUGCCUGGUUACGCUUGUCUUGAUUCUGCUGCGCAGGAGGCCCGUUGGAUUGCACACCACAUCUCUCACCUAGGGCAGUACGAGAUUUUCGAUCGGGCAGACUUUGCUGUGCUUGUGAGAACGGCGUAUCAAACACGCGCAAUAGAAACGGAAUUUGCCCGGGCAAAAAUCCCAUAUACCAUUGUUAAAGGGCGGGCUUUUUGGGAGAGGCGUGAUGUGGUGGCAGUUGUGGAUUAUUUGCGGGCAGUAGCGAGUGACUAUGAUCGCUUGGCGCUUUUCCGGGCUCUCAAUGUUCCACGUCGAGGUUUCGGGCCAAAAUCCGUCGCGGAGUUGGUACAACUCCAUGAAAAACACAAAUGUCUGGCUUUUGAAACAUUGAAACAAGUUGCGUCAGGUGCAAUCCAGUCGUCGUUGGGCCAAAAAGCUCAGGCACAACUUACAGGUUUUGUGAACUUUGUGGAAAAAGCUCGUAGCUGCUUAUCGGAAUGUUAUGAAGCAAAUGACUUGGGCCGCUUUUUCAAUUAUGUGUACGUCCAGUCAGGGCUAGAGAAGGAACUAGAGCCCGAUUCGGAAGGAAAUAUACUGGAAGUGCGUUCUCAGCUAGCGCAAUUUGUGCUGGAGGACGAGGAAGUUAGUGGCCAAAUGGGGGAAAUUGAAACAGAAAAGGAAGAAUUGAGAAUUCGGGUAGAUACGGGGGACAAAAAUAUCAGUAUAUCCAAGAUCAAAAAGGCAGAGAGCAAUUUAGAUGUAGGUCGUGAACAUCUUCGCCAGUUUCUUGAGCUGCUUUCUCUUUUUGACACAGAUCUGUCCCAAGAAUCGUCACAAAAAGUAUCCAUCUCAACCAUACACGGUGCCAAAGGUUUGGAGUGGCCUGUUGUUUUUGUUCCGGGUCUCAGUGAAGGCUUACUUCCCGCAAGUUUUGCUGUGGAUGAUAGUAAGCCAGAGACCAUCAAUGAGGAGCGCCGCUGUUUUUAUGUUGCUGCUAGCAGAGCCAAAGUGCUAUUGUUUCUUUCCGCCUACACUGAAGAUCUGGAUGGCCAAUGGGGGCGGAAACCCAUUGAGAAGCCAUCUCGAUUUCUCAAGGACCUUGAAGGUUUGAUCUGCUCAAAAUUGUCUUGGCCACAAGAAACCAUAGAAAUUUUGCAAACGAUCACGGGUCGUCUGCCAACAAAGGUGGAUUACAAAAAACUAGAGGAAAAGUAUCAGUUGUGCUUGCAAGCAUAUGUGAGGAAAGGCGUCGAUCCAACUUCUGUCACUACGGGUUUUGCAUCUGCAAAUGAAUUCAAGAGAAACGGAAAAGCACCAGCUUAUAUCCCCGUACGACCAAGCAAAAAACAUAAUUCUCAUCCAAUGGCUCUGCCAAUAAUAGCACCGGAGUUAAAAAAGACCAGUUUCGAUAGAAGAAACUAUGCACCGAAAUUCUCUAGUCCCGCGUGCAAUAGCGAUUCUACUUCACGACAAAAAAUGGCUCCUGAAAUAUCAGCGGCUUCAUCCGCAUCUACUUCUGUCAAAAGAGCUCCAGCGUAUAUUCCUACUCGUACUACAACGAAGCGACGUCUCGGUACAAGAUGA